GAGGAGGUGAAGAGGGAGGAGGUGAAGAGGGAGGGAAGUCGGCAGCGGUUCUGGCUGCCGUCCACUUUUGCUCGUUGGUGAAUUUUCCUGCUCCUGCUCCUCCAACGUGUCUUUACCGGAUUCCCGGACGAGCACCGAGGGACGCGCGGGGAGGAGCGCGUUCACACCCUGGACCCUUGAAAUAAAGCUCGGCCAGACGUGUGAUGAACUUCAGAUUACUGGAGGCGGGAGGCAGGCCAGCAGGAGGUGACUGUCAGAAGAAAUGCCUGUCCCAGGUGUCCUAGUAGAUCACCACAGGGACCAUGGCGACUCCUUGGCCAAUGAGAAAAGAGAGGUGCUCCCAUGGCUUUCCCAGCCUUGCUAGAAGGCCGGCCCCCUCCCUGAUGCUCCUAUGGUUGCCUUGGGUGUUGCUAUGGCUGCCUUGGCCCACCCAGGCUGAACAAGCGGGCAGCGGCGGGCCCAGCGGGAAGGUCCUCCACGGUUCACUGUCGUCGCCGGCCUCCUCGUCAUCCUCCUCGUCCUCCUCAUCCCCUUCCAGCUCCACAGCAUGGGGAUUCAACACAAGGCAGAGUGGGGGGCAGCUGGACUGGCUGCUGUCAGAGAAGGGACCGUUCCACAGAUGCCCAGAGUACACCGAGUUCAGAGAGAGGUUCCAGCAGGGAUUUUCUACCAGAUACAAGAUUUACAGGGAGUUCAGCCACUGGAAGGUGAACAGCCUGGCUACAGAGAAGAGAGAUUUCCUCAAAGCUCCAUUGCCCUUAGCACCAGAGUUCCUACGCAACCUACGGUUACUGGGGCGACGGCCAACCUUGCAGCAAAUCAACGAGAACCUUAUUAAGAAGUACGGAACCCACUUCUUAGUUUCUGCUACCCUGGGAGGAGAAGAGUCUUUGACCAUUUUCCUGGACAAGCAGAAGCUAAAUAAGAAGUCAGAGGGCAACAGCAACAGCUCAGUGGUGUCUCUGGAGCUGCUCCAUCAGUUGGCGGCUUCCUACUUCACCGACCGAGAGAGCACUUUGAGGAGACUCCACCACCUCCAGAUUGCCACCUCUGCCAUUAAGGUUACCGAAACAAGGACGGGCCCUCUUGGAUGCAGUAACUAUGACAGCUUGGAUUCAGUUAGCUCGGUGUUGGUGCACAGCCCGGAAAAUAAGAUCCACCUAAAAGGUUUGCAAGAUGUGCUGCCAGAGUUCCUGCGUGGGCGAUUUGUGGAGGCAGCCCUCAGCUACGUGGCGUGCAACUCGGAGGGUGAACUGCUCUGCCGCAACAACGACUGCUGGUGCCAGUGUGCUCCCCGGUUCCCAGAAUGCAACUGUCCCUUUGCCGACAUCAAGGUCAUGGAGGAGAACCUGGAGAAGAGCAAAGGGGCCUGGAACAACUUCAACCAAGAGUUUGUGGAAUCAGAUGAAUUCAAAGCCUUCCUGAAGAGCUUGCCCGCUGACCGGUUUUUGAAUGUGUCCACAAUUGCCAAGUUCUGGUAUGCUGACUUGUCCCUCCAGAAGCGCCACACCCAGCUGGAGUCCAGCACCGCACUGGUGUUGGGAAAAGCCCAAAAGAUCAUCAGGAAGCUGUUCACCCUUAGUAAGCGCUGUCCCAAACAGCCCCGCAUCAGUCUGCCCCGACAAAGGCCUGUUGGGUUUUGGCUCACCAAGACUCAGUCUCUGCUUUACUGCAACGAUCAUGGAGUCCUGGGCUCCUUCUCAGAGGAGGUGAAGAGCUGCAGCUGCCCUGUUGACCAGCCCAGCUGCCAGGGAGUCAUCCCGUGUGUCGUGGGCUCCAGUCCUACUUCCUGCUCCGCCUGUGCCACUGACAACGCUACCCGCUGCGGAGCCUGCCACCAUGGGAACCUGCUCCAUCUCGGUUCCUGCCGUCCGAGCAUUGCUGCAUCCCUGGACCAUUAUCUGAACUUUGACCUGGAUAUGCCAGACGCUGAGGUGAAGUACCUACUUCAGCGACUAGACAGCAGAAUAGAGGUCCACGCCAUCUACAUCAGCAACGACGUCCGCUUGGGAAGCUGGUUCAAUCCUGCCUGGAGAAAAAGGAUGUUACUGACGCUCAAGAGUAACAAAAAUAAAUCCAACCUCAUCCACAUGCUGAUGGCCAUUUCUUUCCAGAUAUGCUCAACUAAGAAUUCCACACUGGAGCCUGUGCCCGUGGUUUAUGUGAAUCCUUUUGGGGGAAGUCACUCAGAGAGCUGGUUCAUGCCCGUACAGCAGCCUGACUUCCCCGAGUGGGAGAGAACUAAACUGGACAGCAUUGCCACUGCACAGUGCUACAACUGGACUCUGGAUCUGGGCAACAAGUGGAAGUCAUUCUUUGAAACUGUGCACAUUUACCUGCGGAGCCGCAUCGUAACAGAUGACCCAACGGUGAACGAAACUCUUUUCUAUGAGCCGUUGGACUUGGAUGACCAGACAUCAAACAUGGGCUAUAUGAAGAUCAACACACUUAAAGUCUUUGGAUACAGCAUGCACUUUGACCCUGAAGGCAUCAAGGAUCUGAUUCUCCAACUGGACUACCCCUACACACAGGGUACACAGGAUGCUGCCUUUCUGAUGUUACUGGAGAUGAGAGACCGGAUUAACCGGCUCUCUCCUCCAGCACCGCAGCCACUUGACCUAUUUUCUUGUCUGCUGCGCCACCGCCUCAAGCUGUCAGCUGGAGAGGUGGCACAAAUAAAGGAGUCUCUACAGAUCUUCAAUUCCAAACUUCCUGAUGCUUUUCCUGAACCUGAGUUGGCUCAGCUGUGCAGCUAGCUAGCCAGCUGAGCACGUUAGCCGGGUUCACGAGUAAAAGGGAGUGGACAGGGACAACCUUGUUGAGUUGCUUCGUGGGCUGGUAUAGCUUGGAUUCACAGAUAUACCAUCUCCACAGACUGAAUGCUAGGCCUUUCUUGUCGCCAUUUUUUGGCUGGUUUUCUGGUGUCAUAUUUUUACUAUUGGCAAACAACUUUGUGUAUCAUACUUUUGGAAGUGCGAGAGAUGCUUGGACUCUUUCAGGGGCUGUGUUAAACCAGCCCGGAGGUACUCUAUGGCUAUUACUGCUGUGCUUUUGGCAAACUGUGUGACUGGAUCAGGAUAAGAGACUGUCCUACAGUGACACGUUUUUGUGAUUAAAAUUACAGAGAGACUAUGUCAUUAAGUCCAAUUGAGACUUCUGCCUUGCAAAGAUAAAGAUUUUGAUAUGUUAAGAAGAACUGUAAAGUGGUGUUCAACACUUGUCGAAGGAUGAGGAGUUUUCCUUUUCUAACCCUAUUUUCUUUGGAUACAGAACAAUGGAGUUGGGUUGGGGGUGGUAAUAUUAAAUAUGUGGUGAAUGAAUUAUGUUAUGCUUCACAGUUUAAAAUUUGAUAAUCCUGAACCCUGUUACUGUCUUUGAGUAUUUCUUUUUAUUCCUUACCUUCCAUUUUAUCUGGCAUCUCAAAACUUGUAUCUAUUCUUAAAAGUCCCAAUGAAGCCUAUUAGUGAUGUUCUGUUCAUAGUGGUGUUUCUAUACCAAAAGAAGAUAAACACAUUGGCAAAUUAUUACAGACUUUGUUUAGCUUUUGACCUGAAUAUGAAUCUGUCUAAAGGCAAAAAGGUUUGAGGACAUAGCGCUGUAAAUAACGCUCCAUUUAAUCCCAGGUUCGUGAACAAGUGCACAUUGCUUUCUAGAUAACUGAGUGCAAAGACCAAAAAAAUAUUUAUAACAAAACAAACUCAUGCCUUAUAUGGAAAGUCAAUGUGAAGAUAAGAAAUACAUUUACUUUCUGUGUUUGGUUUCCCAGCGAAGGUGGUAUUGCUUUUUCUAUUUUCAAUAUUUCUACCGAGACAGAACAUCAGACACAUUCUUCGGAGUAUGUGGUAACGUAGCUUUUCCAUGUAAAUGCCAGUCACACUUUCUGCGCUUGUUUUGGUUUGGUGUUGUGAAACUUUUUGAGUCACCAUUCACAGUGCCCACCAGUACUUGCACAAUGUAAUUGUUCUGCAAAAUUUCCAAUUAUACAAAUUCUCAGUAAAUGUUGGAACUUAUUUGAUUUUUUUUUUCUUCUUUUCUAUGGUUUUAAAAAGAUUUGAUAGUUGGCUUAGUCUCAGGUCAAUUAAAUGCUUUGUUUGUUUGCCUUUUUCCUUGUAAGCUUUGUUUUCCUCUUUUUUUUGUGUAUGGCCAGAUAUUCAGCUGCAGUUAUUGCGGUGAAUGCGAGGUCACAUGGCUUAUUCAUGGCAGUGAUUGUCCUCUUGAGACUUACCAGGAUGAUGCUGGAUAUUAUUUUACAUUUGUUUCACUAAUUUCUCACUGGAAGCAAGUACAACUUAUGUCAUUUUCAGCUGUUCUUCUGUGCUCAGCUUGCUUAAGUAAAAACAAAGUGAUUUAA
Molecule: messenger RNA, 4351 nt
Organism: Cololabis saira (Pacific saury)
Lineage: Eukaryota; Metazoa; Chordata; Actinopteri; Beloniformes; Belonidae
Gene: brinp2
Product: bone morphogenetic protein/retinoic acid inducible neural-specific 2
Exons: 10
Coding region: 303-2756 (817 amino acids)
Biological process (GO): negative regulation of mitotic cell cycle; positive regulation of neuron differentiation
Source: RefSeq, a predicted model, not a curated record